GCCACCGCGCCAGGCUGCACAAUCCAACUGAAGGCGGAAAAGCGGUACACCUUUAUCCGUAUCCGAAGCUCGAAGGCGGAAAGGCUCUGAGCACUUAGGAGUUCGGAUGACACUCGAAGGCGUAACUGCUGAACGCGCACUUGUGACUUGCCCUCCGAGUCUCCGAUUCCUCUUCUCCAUUCUCGGAGUCUGUGGACGGUGAGCCCCGUUAGCCGUCCUCGCCGGAGGCCCCCCACGUCGGAGGCCAGAGAUGGAGAACGCCGUGGUGCUCCGGGAGUGGUUCGAUCGCGUCGAUGCAGGCCGCACCGGCAACAUCACCGCUCCUCAGCUCCAGAGCGCGCUCGCCGUGGGCAACCUCGAGUUCCCCCUCUCCGUCGUGCAGCAGAUGAUUAGGAUGCACGACUUUGAUCGGAAUGGUACCAUGAGCUUCGAAGAGUUUUUGGCUCUUAACAAAUUCCUUCAGAAGGUGCAAAGUGUCUUCUCCACCCUAGAAAGGGGUCAUGGAUUUCUCAAUCUUGAGGAGGUGUACGAGGCGUUAAUCAAACUUGGUUUCUCAUUGGACUCACCUGCCUUCUACACAGUUUGUGAGCAUCAUUAUUUGUUCAAUACCAUGCUUGGGCGUUCUCAGAGCUUUGACAAGAGCAAGAAGGGGAUGGUUCGUUUGGAUGAGUUCAUAUCACUCUGCAUUUUUGUGCAGUCAGCUCGUAACUUGUUCAAUUCAUUCGAUACAAACAAGCAAGGAAGAGUGACUUUGGAUUUUAACCAAUUCGUUUACUGCUCAGCGAACUGCAGGAUAUAGCUUACUACUUGAUACCUGUACAUGGUCAUGGAGACCCCAAAAAAGAGGAUGUUAGCAGUGAAUUACGAACCAUUCACCAGUCAACCCUUAUUUCGGCAACGAGAUGGUAAUGCAACUUCUUGUUUGUCAAAGAAGUUUCUUGUACAUCUCCUUUGGUACCACCAAAGUUGAAACCACCGUUUUGCUUGUAGUCAUGUCCUCGAUUUGUAUUUAAAUCCGGGGCUGUACACACUGAAUAAUGCGUGCCAAUACGUAGCAGUGUUUUGUAUCAAUAUCAAGUGAUCCAGACAUGCAA
Molecule: messenger RNA, 1094 nt
Organism: Phragmites australis (common reed)
Lineage: Eukaryota; Viridiplantae; Streptophyta; Magnoliopsida; Poales; Poaceae
Exons: 10
Coding region: 251-799 (182 amino acids)
Molecular function (GO): calcium ion binding
Source: RefSeq, a predicted model, not a curated record